Mesocestoides corti is the source of this 1257-nucleotide messenger RNA. NCBI's taxonomy places the organism in Eukaryota, Metazoa, Platyhelminthes, Cestoda, Cyclophyllidea, Mesocestoididae. The record is from the annotation of a GenBank genome assembly.
AUGGAUUUCCACGGUGCCAUCGUCCUCGCUCCCAUGGUUCGGGUCUCCACGCAUCCCAUGCGUUUGUUGGCCCUCAAAUAUGGAGCCUCAUAUGUCUACACUGAAGAAAUAAUCGACUUCAAGCUACUCAGAACGACUCGCAUCGAAAACAAAAAACUUGGGACAGUCGAUUUCGUCCAUGAUGAUGGCACUGUGGUGUUUCGAACAUCCCCUGAAGAAGCCGGCAAAGUCAUCCUUCAACUGGGCACCGCGGACGCCACACGGGCUCUACUGGCCGCAGAACGAGUGCAAGGUGAUGUUGCCGGCAUUGACGUGAAUAUGGGCUGUCCAAAAGAGUAUUCUAUCAAAGGUGGCAUGGGCGCUGCUCUGCUACGAAAACCGGAGAAAGUAAAGGCGAUUCUAACCAACCUUGUGCGAAACCUUCGUGUUCCUGUAACCUGCAAGAUUCGGAUACUGAAUACGGUAGAGGAGACUCUCGCCCUCGUGCGACUGAUCGAGUCAACAGGAGUCGCAGCGAUCGCCGUGCACGGCCGGAAACGCGACGAACGUCCCUGCCACCUGAACCACGACGACGUUAUUCGCGCCAUCGCCAGCACCGUCAAAAUACCGGUCUUAGCCAAUGGCGGCUCGAAGCAAACAAUUCGUAUCCACGAAGACAUUGAAUUUUUUCGCCAAUCGACUGGUGCGGCCGGUGUUAUGAUAGCUCGUGCCGCAAUGUGGAAUCCCGCCAUAUUUUCGCCUCCGUCUCCAAAUGGUCCCCCACCAACAGAUUUCCAACUUGUCCACGAGUACAUUGAAUUGGCAGUCAAGUAUGACCAUCACGUCAGCGGAACCAAAUAUUGUAUACAACGUAUGUUCAGUGAAAAGACCACCGCAGACGAGUACGUCAGAACCCUAUCUGCGGAAUCCAUGAUGGAUAUUUGUGAGAUCUGGAAACUGCCCGACGACGUGACCGAACAAGCCAAACUCUGCUCCAUUGAUCGCGUCGUCCCCACGUGUGAAGUAGUCGCCAACGGUGACGCCUCGGGCGCAAAAAAACCGCGCCUCCAUGGUAGUGAAGGCGCGGACGCGGAAGCUGCUGUGGUUAAGCUGCCUAUGCGAUUCAUUCGAAGUGAAUGGCCAGAGGUCGGUGACACGCCGAAACAGCUUCUCGUGGAGUACUGCAAGCGCAACAAACUCACCUUCCCAACGUACACCACGGUAGAGUUUCUUGCGUACUUGUACAUGCAGACAAGUCUGGAAUUCACUGGGCUCUAA